AUGAAUUUAAUGUCUUACGAUCACCUCAGUCUGUUGUUUUUCGAGAUGGAAGUUGGCCUUCCUGGCGAGCGGAUCCCAGAUAUAGCUGCAUUAUCCAUGGGCUUUUCUGUUGAAGAUGACCUUUCCUGGCCUGGGCUUGCAGUGGGCGAUCUGUUUCACAGACCACGUGCUACGGUGCUGGUAACAGUGAAGGGAGUGGAUAAGCUGGCGUUGCCUGCAAGAGGGAUUUCUUACCCUAUCGAGAAUGCUGUUCCUUUCAGUCUUGACAGCGUUGCGAAUGCUAUUCAUACUUUGUUCUCUGAGGAAACUCCUGUGGUCUUGCAGCUGGCCCCCAGUGAGGAAAGAGUGUACAUGGUGGGCAAGGCAAACUCUGUGUUUGAAGACCUUUCUGUCACGCUGCGCCAGCUGCGAAACCGCUUGUUCCAGGACAACUCCAUUCUCAGCUCCCUUCCUCUCAACUCCCUCAGCAGAAACAAUGAGGUUGACUUGCUUUUUCUGUCAGAACUACAAGUCCUACAUGACAUUGCAAGCCUGCUGUCUCGACACAAGCUUAGCCAAGGACCACUCUCCAGACCUGUAUUCUCUGGAACUGGCUGGUUUGGAAGAGGUUGGAAAACAUACGGGGAAGACUCUCAGCAGUUCAAGGAUGCUUCUCAAAUUCUCGCGGACUCUUUGCAAAAGUUUGCAGAUGAGAUGUUUAAUCUGUAUGGCGGGAAUGCUGUAGUAGAAGUGGUGGCUGUAAAAGCAUUUAAUUCUCCGCUCACGAGGAAGACUCGCUCCAUUCUCCAGUCUUCAGAGGUCAAAACGGAAAAUCCAUAUAACCUUGCCUAUCCAUAUAACUACAACUACUCUGUAAUCUUCAACAUUAUUCUAUGGAUGAUGAUAGGUCUUGCUCUAGCUGUGAUAGUUAUCUCCUACAACCUCUGGAACAUGGAUCCUGGGUAUGACAGCAUUAUUUAUAGGAUGACAAAUCAGAAGAUCAGAAUGGAUUGA
Messenger RNA from Eurypyga helias (sunbittern), 993 nucleotides. It is a transcript of the gene ATP6AP2, whose product is annotated as ATPase, H+ transporting, lysosomal accessory protein 2. NCBI's taxonomy places the organism in Eukaryota, Metazoa, Chordata, Aves, Eurypygiformes, Eurypygidae. Gene Ontology annotation, molecular function: signaling receptor activity. The record is from RefSeq and is a predicted model, not a curated record. Gene Ontology annotation, cellular component: membrane; external side of plasma membrane. Gene Ontology annotation, biological process: positive regulation of Wnt signaling pathway.